AGACUGUAAAAUUCUUUACGAAACUAUUGUUUAAUUUGCUUUAAUUUAUUAAUCCUUAUUCUAAACAUCUUCAUUCUUACACGAUUCUUUUUGACGGAUUCUUAUUUUUUUCUUUACAUAUUUAUAUUUAUAAAUGUUAAUAACAAAAAAUCUUCCAAAAAUUUUAUAUUAAUUUAAUUAAAUAAAUUUAAUGAGGAAACAUAAACAAUCAUAAUACGAAAAACAUUUUUUAUGUUGGAUUUUUAUUUUCUUUAUAUUAAUCAACAAUGUUGUGACUCAUUCUCACAUUCCAGGGCCGCAUGUGGCCACAUGAUGCCGCAGCACAGGAGAUAUUGAGUUUGCUAACAACUCUAUCUUGUUUUAAUUUUAUCUUAUCAUAUAUUAUUGAAAAUCAUGGACGACUUUGUUGAAAGUAUUGUAGUACAGGCCACAGAUCCAAAAGUGGCAUUUUUGGCUGCAACUAUCUUCGGUUAUUGUUUGUACAAACUCAUGAUGAACAGAAAAAAUUCUCGAGUUUCUUCCUCGCAGGACUCAGACGAAACAGAUGAUGAUAAUGAUGAUAUAAUGUAUACAGAUAAGUAUGAUAACUACAAGUUAAUUCUGGUGAUUAGAACAGAUUUGAGAAUGGGAAAAGGAAAAGUGGCAGCUCAAUGUUGCCACGCUGCUGUCGCUGCAUACAAAGCUGCUAGGAAACAUCCAAAGAUUUUGAGAGCGUGGGAAGAAUCUGGUCAAGCUAAAAUCACUCUUAAGGUGGAUAAUGAAGCUGCUCUUACGGAAAUAGCAAAGCAAGCUAAAGCUGUGGGUCUCUUAUCAAACGUUGUUCAGGAUGCGGGACAUACACAAAUACCAGCAGGAAGUAAAACAGUAUGCGGGAUCGGGCCAGGCCCAGCAAAAUUGAUAGAUCAAGUGACUGGUCAUUUAAAGUUAUUUUAA
Messenger RNA from Pogonomyrmex barbatus (red harvester ant), 933 nucleotides. RefSeq names its product peptidyl-tRNA hydrolase 2, mitochondrial. Gene Ontology annotation, cellular component: cytosol. Lineage: Eukaryota; Metazoa; Arthropoda; Insecta; Hymenoptera; Formicidae. The record is from RefSeq and is a predicted model, not a curated record. Gene Ontology annotation, molecular function: peptidyl-tRNA hydrolase activity.